Molecule: messenger RNA, 1701 nt
Organism: Diplodia corticola
Lineage: Eukaryota; Fungi; Ascomycota; Dothideomycetes; Botryosphaeriales; Botryosphaeriaceae
Product: type-2 protein geranylgeranyltransferase subunit beta protein
Exons: 2
Coding region: 1-1701 (566 amino acids)
Source: RefSeq, a predicted model, not a curated record
AUGGCGUCCUACACCUCAAACAUCCCUCUACUCUGCAGCAUUUGCCCCAGGCAGCCCAAGUUUUCCGACGUUUCUCACCUGCUCACGCACAUUGCGAGCAAGGGCCAUCUGGCUCACUAUUACAAGCUGCAGAUCAGGGCCGCCAGCGAGGCCGAUGCCCGCGAGGAGAUCGACUCCUACAACACCUGGUACACUGAGUGGGGCAUUGAGCAUCUCAUGUCGGACAGAAUGAAUCUUAAGGACAAGCGGCGGACCCGGACGAGAGCCUCCAACGCUCGCGCGCGCCAGACCCCAAACCCUGCCAACGACUCCCUCCGCCGCAAGGCUGCGAACGCCUAUGCCCUCGACCCUCGUCUUGCCGACCAGCUCGUCAAGGACGAGCCCAGCCCGUCGCAGUCACCCAAGUUCCCCGAUCGGCUUUACCCUCCGCCGGCAUUUGCGCCGAAGCAGCACGCCUGGCCCAGCCCGUUCAGCCAUUCCACCGUCUCGUCCAGCAAUCCCGGUCUAAUGGAAGGCUCCGACAUCUUCACCGAGAAGUCGGAACCCUGCUCGCGCGCCGUCACGCCACCCGUGACAGCCCCAUCAACGGCCCCUAGCUUCCACGCCGACAAGGACGAUGACGAGGUUGUCGACACCACCAUUGUCAGCGAAGCUUCGAGGCUGAAGGGCAUCUACUGGCCAGGAAUGGACAUCUUCGACUCUGCCACUCCGGAGAUGAAACGUAAGAGAAACCAGAAGAAGGAUGUGUCUGUUGUCGAACAGCUUGAGUACAACAGCCGCGAGGUUGAGGCGACGGAGCAUAUAUGGACGCCUUGUGGCACGUUACGCAAGGAAAGGCCCAUAUCCGGCUCGGUGACGGACAGCUCUCCGGUGAAGUUCGACGGCUCUCCUUCCAUUGAUUACCAGGUUCGCCCACCUCUGUUGGAGCUGGUGCCCAACAUCCGUGAAUCCUCUCGUCAGCAGUCCCGCGCCAGCACACGCACUCGCCGCAGGUCCCCAAGGAAGCGCAACGACAACGACCUGAUCUUGGAGGACGAGCUCGACCUACAGCGCGCCAUGGGACAAGAUCCAGACUUGGAGGAGCAGUUCACCGGGGCUUUUCGCAAACGGCGCAGGCCCGCUUUCGAUGUGUUUAAGCAAGAUGAUGACGAGCCUUUUGGCCGCUCGACCAACAUGGCCAUGCUGACCUCCGAGUUCAAUCAUCCGUCCCAGCAAGAGGAACUACCGUCGCCGUCUCGACCCUCACAGCAGCGGCUCGACGAGAUCCAGCAGCAGCCAGAACAGCUGCAACCACAGAUGGACCGGGUUCACCAACAGACUGGUCAGUCUCAGCACCACCUCGGGCAGACUCUGCUGCAGCAGGAAUGCUACCAGGGCUUGGACUUCAACCCAUACAACCAUGGCGUCAACGCCAUCUACCCUGCCUACGACAACAUCUCUACGCCUCUAGCCUUCCAGCAGCAGACGCCGACCUUUUUUGAGAGUGGGGUCGCGCUCAUGGGUCAGCCUUUCCAGGCCUUUCAACCACAGACAGAGCUGAAUGGACUUCUUGGCCCCGGCUUCCCGAAUACGAAUUAUUGGGUCAACAAUAGCGCCUUUCUUGCCUCGGGUAUGGCCGGCUUGGAGGAUGCAGGUCCCAAGGCCCAGCCUAAGGCGGAAGACGGACACGCCUUCUCUGUUCCCACGACACCCAAGGAUUGA